Messenger RNA from Penicillium angulare, 1455 nucleotides. Its product is annotated as Hsp90 co-chaperone CDC37. Gene Ontology annotation, biological process: protein folding; protein stabilization. Lineage: Eukaryota; Fungi; Ascomycota; Eurotiomycetes; Eurotiales; Aspergillaceae. The record is from RefSeq and is a predicted model, not a curated record. Gene Ontology annotation, molecular function: protein-folding chaperone binding; protein kinase binding; heat shock protein binding. Gene Ontology annotation, cellular component: cytoplasm. The transcript has 2 exons. Bases 1 to 1455 code for a protein of 484 amino acids.
AUGGUUCUCGACUACAGCAAAUGGGAUGCUCUUGAGCUAUCAGAUGACUCGGAUAUCGAGGUACACCCUAAUGUUGAUAAACGUUCUUUUAUCAGGGCCAAACAAUCCCAAAUUCAUCAGCAACGAGAGCAGCGUCGUUACGAAAUCAAGACUCUGAAGUACGAGCGCAUUAUCAACGAUGGACUUCUCGUGCGCAUCGAUAAACUCCUUUCUACUCUCAAGCAGCAUGAAGAUUCUUCUGCCCAGCCCGAACAGCCUAUCUUUCAAACAAUCAUGGAGUUUGCCAGUGAUCCCAAAGCUGACCAAGCUCCCCCGCCACCUGAAGGUGUCCAUACCCAGGAAAAGGAACAACCCAAGUACUCACAGAUGAUGAGCUCUUUGGUGGAUCAGGUGAAGAAGGACCUUGGUGAGGCAAAGCCGGAUAAUCCGAUGAAGGCGUACAUUCAAGGCGUGGAAGGGCAUCAGGCCAAGGUCAAGGACUUGCAGAAGCAAUUGUUGGAAAAGCUUGCUCAGCUAGAGAAGGAGGAAGGAAGCAAGAUCACUAGUGACGGACUGCGUGAGGGAUUUAACACAUCGCAUGUUUCCAAGACCGCCGCAGCUCCCAAGCAAGCAGCUUCCUCCAAAGACUCCCAAGUUGAGCUACUGAACCCUGGUGCCGGUCAGUCCUCAAGCACAACAGCCGACUAUGAAGAUGACGAUGACCCCGCCAACGUCGAAAUUAGUGAGCUUGGAAAACAGUUCGCCCGCCUCCGGCCCAAUGACUAUAACGCUUAUCUGCAAUUCAUUGGAGCGCAUCCAUCAAUCAUUGCCGAGAAAGAAACCGACGGCUUGCUUGUCGAAGCCUUCAAUUCUCAAAUCAAGGGACAGGAGGAUUAUGCCCGCCAGUGUGUGCAUCAAGGUCUCCUCCUGCAAUAUUGUCGAUCAUUGGGCCCCGAUGGUAUCAAAUUGUUCUUCACUCGCAUUACAACAAAGGACCACCGCGCAUCAGCACUGUUCAUCAACGAUGUCAAUGAGACUUACCAGCGCAUCAAGACUCGUGCUUUUGAGUUGAGCAAAGAGGGCUCCGCUUCCAACGACCCUGCAGGCGUGGAACAGAUUCAGCUACACGCUGUUGACCCCAACACGAAGAUUACCAUCAACCUCCCCCAAGCGAACAGUCAAGAACCCAUCGAGAUUGAAGCUCGCAAGAUCUAUGACGCGUUCUCCGAAGAUCUCCAGAAAGCAUUGGCCUCUGAAUCUCUUGACGAGGUAAACAAGGUUCUUGGCAACAUGUCCGUAGAGGAGGCCGAAGGCGUUGUCGAGCAGCUAGGCGAAAGUGGCAUGCUCAGCAUGGAGGAGGGUAUCAUUGAUGGUACCACUGAAGAGGGCAGACAGAAGCUAGCCGAGCUAGAAGCCGAGGGAAGGCAAACAGAGGAGGUUGGAGAACCUGGUGGUGAUAUCACAGAGUUAGAUUGA